This is a messenger RNA of Effrenium voratum, 566 nucleotides long. The record is from the annotation of a GenBank genome assembly. NCBI's taxonomy places the organism in Eukaryota, Dinophyceae, Suessiales, Symbiodiniaceae.
GCAGACGAAUCUGGAGACUUGCGUCGGCAUCCUGGAGUCCAUGCGGGGCUACGACGACUUGCGGUACUCCGUCCGGCCGUUCCUGAUCAACUCGCUGUGGUACGGCCUGCCACAGUCAAGGGCGAGGAUGUACAUCGUGGGCAUCAAGCACUGCGGGGUGAACAUGAACCCGGAAGAUUUUCUGGACACUGUGCAGACCUACCUGUCGCACCUGCAGUUCUCUCCUCCGGACCCAGCUGCUCGGCUUCCCAGCUCGCUUUGGAUCGUGUUGGGGCAGCUACCGUUAUCCGGGGACAGCCUCCUCUUGCCGGACGCCAGCUCUCAGGUGGUGACCGAGCUCCAACGCCUUCAAGAGGUGCGCCGCUCGAGCGGGGUGACCACCGGCACCCACGAGAAGAGCCAAGCCUGGGAGCUGACCAGCAGCCCGUGGUAUGAAGUGCUGCCGGCAAGGAUGCGCGAGGUCCUCGCUUUUGCAGAGCUCGACCGCCAGAAGAAGGACUUCGCGUACGCGGACAUUUACCACAGCGCCUACCGUUACAGCACUGGGCCCCAGCGCCACACGCCGU